AUGGAAACUUCAUCUGUGACCUCCAGUCCCGAAGCAGGACCAGCUGUGACCUUCUCGCAGGUUUUUGGGCGGCAGUGCCAGCUUCUAGAGGCAGCCGUGGAGUCCCUACACACCUUGAAUGACCAGAUCUCCGACUUCAUUGUAAACAAGGCAAAGGCGCUCACCGAAGAGGACGAUUCCUUCCUGCCGGAGGAGAAAGAGACCCUGAAAACGUCGAUGUUGCUCAUGAGGCACCUCUUGAUGGAUGCGCAG
This is a messenger RNA of Gekko japonicus, 252 nucleotides long. RefSeq names its product kazrin, periplakin interacting protein (gene KAZN). NCBI's taxonomy places the organism in Eukaryota, Metazoa, Chordata, Lepidosauria, Squamata, Gekkonidae. The record is from RefSeq and is a predicted model, not a curated record. The annotation marks the transcript as partial. The transcript has 2 exons.